AUGGCGAGUCUCUUGAAUGGGCCAGCAACUCCUGCCCCGAACGGCACCGAGUCGAAUCUAGAUAAUCCGCCGAACGGAAACUACAUUGCGAUUCCCAUCAUCUCCGUCUGCGUCGUCGUUACUGUACUAUCCUAUGCGCUCCGCUUCUAUGCAAAAUAUCUCUUGAAGUCCAUCAAUGUCGCCGACUAUUUGACAAUUAUUGCAUUCCCACUCUACUGGGCAUAUAUCUACUAUAGCUAUCGCCUCAGCUGGACUCCCGGCUAUCUCGUCCAUGAAUGGGAUAUCCGCUUGAAGGAUAUGGCUGCCUUCUCAUAUAUUUGUUGGAUUGCAACCAUCCUGUACCUCUUCAUCGUCGCCUUGGUUAAAUGCGCAAUUCUGUCGGAAUGGACAAACUUGUUUUUCCCAAAAGGAACACGCAACUGGUUAACUUAUAUAUGGUGGACAUCUGGCGCGCUCAUUUCUAGCCUCUCGUUUAUACUAUUUGUCUUGGACCUUGUCAACUGUACACCCUUUUCCGGAAAUUGGGAUCCAUUGGCCCAGGGUAGAUAUUGUCGCUUCAGCGUCCCGGCAUUCAGCGUCGCAUCGGCAGCUACCAAUCUCGGGCUAGAACUGAUCCCUCUCACCAUCGCGCAGAAGGUGAUCUGGAGCAUGCAUCUGACCUGGAAGAAGAGACUGGGCGUCAGUGUCAUAUUCCUCAUCAGUAUCGUUGGCUGCGUUUCAAGCACGGUGCGACUAUACUACUCAACGCGUUUUUAUACAUCCAGCGAUAGCAGUUAUUAUUUCUCUAUACUGGCGCUUUGUACCCUAUGCGAAACGACUUGCGCCAAUCUGGUGCUAUGCGUGCCGUCCGUACCGAAGGUUGUCAGAGGUCUGAUGCAGAGCAGAGUAUUUAAAAGGCUGAGGUCCCGCUUCACCAGGACCAAUGCAUCGAACACUACGGACAAUUCCAAAGAUACCGGGCUUUCCUCCAAACUGCAACCAGAUUGGUUUAUGAUGGGAGCUAGGGGUAAACCCGACAAGACGACAUAUACAAAGGAUGUUUACCAUGAAAUAGUGUGA
Molecule: messenger RNA, 1059 nt
Organism: Talaromyces proteolyticus
Lineage: Eukaryota; Fungi; Ascomycota; Eurotiomycetes; Eurotiales; Trichocomaceae
Exons: 5
Coding region: 1-1059 (352 amino acids)
Source: RefSeq, a predicted model, not a curated record